AUGGCUACAGCAAACGCUCAGCUUACCACAGAUACAGCGAUAAGAUUUGAAGAAACUGCAGAUUUAGCCACCUUAUUUGCAGAAGGUGAAGAAGGGAACGGGGAUCCAACUGAGAAUUGGAACCCAAGACCACCGCAACAAUCAGGGCAAAAAUUAAACAGUUUUCAUUCACAAUUAGAAUAUCAAUCUGAUAACGAAAAUAAUAGCGAGAAUAACAGCGAUUGCUAUAUAGAGGAUAUUUUCGAGAGACCUACUACCGCAGCACGAGACGUGCUUAGCCAGGGUUACGGGCGAGUGGAACAACUAUGUGAUGACGGUAAUCAUGAAUCUAGAUAUUUGCAACAACAACAAGGCUACGGGCAGAGACAGCGACCUCAAAAAGAAGAUAAUUCUGACUCGGGAUAUCCGAAUCAGGUGAUUAGCAAAGAGUCGGCACUGCCAAUGCAAGAUGAUUAUGAUGAAGAUCAAAUAUUUCAAGGCCAACAGUAUACACAUCCCGGUGUUGUAGGAUCCCCUCAAAAAAAAGCGAAUAAAAAUUAUAAUAAAAAUAAAAUAUUUAAAAACAACCACAGACAGUAG
Messenger RNA from Didymodactylos carnosus, 579 nucleotides. Lineage: Eukaryota; Metazoa; Rotifera; Eurotatoria; Philodinida; Philodinidae. The record is from the annotation of a GenBank genome assembly.